Molecule: messenger RNA, 5238 nt
Organism: Dermatophagoides pteronyssinus (European house dust mite)
Lineage: Eukaryota; Metazoa; Arthropoda; Arachnida; Sarcoptiformes; Pyroglyphidae
Gene: Spn
Product: protein phosphatase 1 regulatory subunit spinophilin
Biological process (GO): actin filament organization; calcium-mediated signaling; neuron projection development
Cellular component (GO): postsynaptic density; cytoplasm; actin cytoskeleton
Molecular function (GO): actin filament binding
Source: RefSeq, a predicted model, not a curated record
AUCAUUUGAAGAAUGAAAAAGUCAAUGAUAUUUUUUCCAGCAAAACAUGUGACCAUCUUUUUUAUCCUUUGUGUCCUGUGUGUGUUUGUGAAUUUCAAAUUUAAAAUGUUCAUCUUACCUGAUAUUCAAUGAUUAUUGCCAUAUUAUCAUACCGAAUAAUAAGCUCAAAAGAAAGCCUGAAUUUUUUUUUGCCUUUUUUUGCAAACCGAAUCGUUUUUUUGUUUUGUUUUGAAACAACAAAAGAAUAAUUAUUAUUAUUAUGGCCAAUGUUCGAGCUGAAAUAUUGGCAGCUAGUCGAUCACGAACAGCAACAUCAACAACAACCGGUUAUUGGAAAGAUUCAAUAAAUAGAGCGGCAAAUAACAAUAAUAAUAAUAAUAAUAAUCAAUCGACAAUCAACAGUAUUGGCAAAAAUAAUAAUAAUAAUAGCCAAACUUGUGCCAUUGAGAAUGUUGCCAUGUCGUCAUCAACAACUUCAAAUUUAUCGUCAACCACCCAUGGUAAGCUUAAUUCAUUAAAACUAACGUUCGAAUCAUCUGCUGCUGCUGCCAAAAAUGUUAUUCAUGGUGAUCAUCAACAUCAUCCACAAACAAACGGAUCAACGAAUGGUGUUAGUGGUGGUAAAACAUUUAAUCGUAGCCAUUCAGUACCAACAUCAACAUCAUCAAAUAGUGCUGGUCGUAAACUUGGUACCAAAGUAAGCCAAAUAGCUAAUCUAUUUCAAUCAUUAUCACCACCAUCAUCGGAAACAAAUUUAUCAUCAUCAACAAUAUCGACAACAACAUCUUUGUUGAAUGGUAAAUUACAUCAACAACGAAAAUCAAAUAGUUUAAUUUCGGUUAAUUCAUCUACCGCAUCAUCAUCACCAUCGACAACAGCAACAGCAACAUCAUCAUCAUCAUCAACAUCAUCAACGACGACUACAAUAUCAAUGAAACGAGAUAGUAUGCCAAAUCUAACAAAUUUAGAUCAAAAUCAUAAUCAUUCAAAAACAAAUGGCCAAAUGAUUAAUAAUAAUAUUAAAUUGAUUAAAAAUCGUAUGCUCAAUGAUAAUAAUAAUAAUAAUAAUGAUAAUCAUAAAACAAUAAUCGAUACGGGUUCCAAUAUUAAACUAAAUAGUAAUUUAACAAAUGGAUCAACUAAAUUAUCAUCAUCAACAUCGACAACAACCACACCGACCAUGACAACAACAACAACGCAUCCAAUGAUCAAAAAAACAGCCAUCAUUGUUAAUACAAAUAGUAAUUUGGAUAAAAGAAAAACACGUUUUGAUGAUGAUAAUUUUGGUAAACAUAAUGGUAAUCAAUUACCGGUAACAACAAAUGGUUCAUUAUGGAAUAAUAAUAAUAAAGAUUAUAAAUCAAAACCGGAAACAUUACCAAAAACAACAAUUCGUAAUUCAUCGAUUGUACGUUCACCACCACCACCAAUACCUGUUGUAAAUGGUGUAAAGAAAACAUUGCCAACAUUAUUACAACGUUCAGAAAGUCGUGUAUCACGUUUUAAUAAUGCACGUGCUGUAUUUGAACGUUUACAAUCAUCUGAUUCAAUUUUAACAACAACAACAUCACCGAAAACAAUAAUGAAUGGUGGAAUUAAUCAAAAUGAAAAUACUAAUCAUCAUGUUGAAUCAAAGCCAUUGAUAAAAUUUAAUUCAUUCGAUUCAAAUCGACUAUCAAAAUCAUCACCAUCAUCAUCUGUUACUUCUGCUGAUGAUUCUAGCGCACAACAAAAUCAUAAUAAUAAUCAUUUGGAAGAAAUGACCAAUAUCAAAGUUUCACAAGUUAAAAGUUUAUUUCAACAAUCAACAAAAGAUAUUAAACAUCAAAUAUCGAAUGAAAAUAUCACUAAUCAUAAUCAUUCGCCAAAUAUUGAGUAUGAUGAUGAUGAUGAUGAUAAAAUCAUCUCGAAUGAAAAGGAAUCCACACCACCACUAUUAUCAACAAGACAAACAACCAAUAGUAAUGCAUCAACUAAAGAAAAUUCACCAGUUUCUGAAUCCGAACAAACUAUUCAACAUCAUUUAUUAUUAUCAAAUAAAUCAACGAUUCAAAGUUGUUCACAAGAUCAAUUACUUGAUAAAAUUGUUGAACAAAUUACCGAUCCAUUGGAUAAAUUAUCCAAUGUAGAUCUUAAUAGUUGUGAUAUAUCGGGCAUUCCGGAUGAUGUAAAUAUUGAUGAAUGUUUAAAUAAUGUUGGUGUUGUUACUGAUGAAGAUGCUAAACGAUUGUUGAAAGAGCAAAAAACAAUUGAUAAUCAACAACAAUUGAAAAAUUUUGAUUUUGAUCAAAACAAAUCAAUGCAGGAAAAAGAAUCAAUAUUCAUUGACAAUAAUAAAAUUAUUAAUGAAAAUGAUGAUGAUGAAAAAGUUAAAGAAGAAAGUGAAUUAAUAUUUAUCGAUAACAUACCAUUCCAUCGUCGUAAAGAUGGUGAAAUUUAUAUGGAAGCACCGGGUUUACCACCUGAUGAAUAUGAAGAUGAUGAAGAAGGAUAUCUUGGUGAUUCACAACAGCAACAAUCUGAUCAAUAUGAUUUGGAAACGGGUGACAUUAUAACGCCGCAACGUAAACGUAACAGUAAAGUUCGUUUUAGUUCUGAUCCGAUAAAAGUUUUUAUGACUUAUUCGGCUGAAGAAUAUGAUCGUCGUAAUGAAGAAUUUGAUCCGGUUGUUGCAUCGGCUGAAUAUGAACUAGAAAAACGUAUUGAAAAAAUGGAUACAUUUACUGUUGAAAUUGUUAAAGGUGAUGAAGGACUUGGCUUCAGUAUAAUUGGAAUGGGAGUUGGAGCUGAUGCAGGUAUCGAAAAACUUGGCAUCUUUGUCAAAACAAUCACCGAAGGUGGACCUGUUCAUCGUGAUGGACGUAUUCAACCAAAUGAUCAGAUUAUUGAAGUUGAUGGUAAAUCAUUGGUCGGUGUUACACAAUCAUAUGCUGCAUCAGUAUUACGAUCAACAUCUGGUCUGGUACGUUUUGUUAUUGGACGUGAACGUGAUCCAGCAAACAGUGAAAUUGCUCAACUAAUAUCUCGUUCCAUUCAAUCGGAACAACAACAACAACAACAACAGAUGAUGUUGAUGUCCCAACAACAACAACAACAGCAACGUUCUGUUCUACCAGAUUCAAUGAUGUAUCAGAUGAUGGAAAAUAAUGAAAUAAUUAAUCAGAAUUUGAUUAGUGAACAAUCAGAACAAGAUGAUCAACAAUUUGAAAUGUUACAACAUCAACAAUCAAAAUCACAACAACAAAUGCAUCCGAUUGAAGAGAAUUUUAUUCAACAACAGCAGCAACAACAACAAUUCACUGAUCUUCAACAGUCAUCAACAACAACAACAACAACAAUUCCGGUAAAUAAAUCAUCACAAAUGAAUGAUCAGAUGAAUGUAUCAUAUAUACAACAACAACAUCUACAAUCAUUAAGAGAUAUUGAUAUGUUAAAGCGUAAUAUUAUUGAAUGGCAAUUAAAAUAUUCAUCAUUAACUGAUGAAAUAUGUAAAAUUAAACAAAAAUCUGAUUCAAAAAUUUAUGAACUUCAAAAACAAUUAGAAGAUGAAAUGGUUCAAUCAAAAGAAAAAGAAGCACAAAUUGUAACAUUACAAAAAGAAUUGGAUCAGAAAAAUAAUCUAUUCAAUGAAUUUAAACAACAAUAUAGUUUAUUGGAGAAAAAAUAUGUAAAAAUGAAAAAACUAGUCAAAGAUUUACAGCAACGUGAACAGGAUCUAUUGCAAAAAGAUCAAAUUUUUCAACAAGUGUUCGAUGAUGAAAAACAACAAUCAACAUCGAUGAUUGAUUCAUUACAGGAAAGAAUUACACGUUUGGAACAACAAAUUGCCGAAAAAUUUGAAUCAAAAGUAUUUGAUAAAGAAUCUGGAUCAGAGAAUGAAAAUGAUGAAAAUAGUUGCUCUAUCGAUGAUCAAACAUCGAAAGCAGAUCGUUCAUUCAAUGAAGCUAUAAGUCAAAGUGAAAACAUAUCACUUUUGGAUAUUUCAUAUUCAAAACAAAAAGCCGAGCUUGUUAGUCGUGGUAGUUUAGCUAACCGUCAACCACCUUCAUCGAAUAUAAUUAAAAAAAAUUCAUCACUAUCAUCAUUGACAAAAACAUGGAGUAAUAAUGAUUUAAAUUCUGAAUCUUCGGAUAAUAAUGAAUCGACUAUUGCUCAAACAGAAUUUCCAACAACAUCAACGCCAAAAUCAUCGAUAAUGGAUGAAUCUACAUCCAUUGGUAAAUGUUCGAAUCUUAUUUCGAAUCCAUCUUCAUGUUCAUCAUCAUCAUCAUCACCAUCACGUUCACAGGCCAAAAUGAUUUGUCAGCAAGCAGCUGCUGCCAUUCUUGCCAAAAAUGCCAAUUUAAAUUCAUCACCAACAUCUAUCAAUGUUGCUUCCAGAUUUGGUCUAAGAAAUUCCAAUGUUUCCGAUAAUAUUCCUCAACAGCAACAACAACAACAUCAACACUAUAUUGAAUCGCCAUUAUUGAUGCAUGAUAAUCUUUCAUCUGAACUAAUGCCAUCAUCAUUAAAUAAUCGUUAUUUAUCACCAUCAUUAUCAUCAACAGCAACAACAACUUCAAUGCCAUCACCAGUACGUUCUAUGAUUGAUAAUUUACAAACAUCAACAAUUUCAUCAUCAUCCGGUUCAUUAAUAUCACCAAAUUCUGUUACAUUCGAUAAUGAUGAUUUGAUCUCAAUGAAUACUUAUAGUGGUUGUAAUCAAUCGGUUGAUGAUAUGAAUUAUAGCCAACAUUCAUCUUAUUAUCCGAAUGAAUCAUCAACAUCAAAUACAUCGGCAACAAAUACUUUAUCAUCUUGUCAUCAACAAAAUUCAUUACCAUGUGUGAAUACAUUCCCAAAUAGUUUAUCGGUUACUGAUUGGAGUGUAUUAGAUGUUGUAGAAUUUCUCAAUCAAAUUCAUCUCGGUUCAUAUGGAAAAAGUUUCCAGGAUCAAAAUAUUACCGGUGUUCGAUUUAUACAAUUGGAUAGUGCUCAACUUAAGGCAUUAGGAAUAGUCAACAGCGGCGAUCGUCAAUUAUUGAAGAAAAAAAUCAAAGAAUUUCGUCAAUUAUUAGAUAAAGAUAAAAAAGAACAUAAAUCUUUGGCCAGUCGACGAUUAUUUGCUCGUUUUCGAUAUAGAUUUCGAAAAAGAUAUCCACAACAUUCACAUCAUCAUCAUAAUUGACCUCUGUGAUGUUUAUUUUGAACCAACAACAACAACAACAAAACGAAAAGAUUACAAAAUUUUUUUUUGAA